AUGGCUCAAAACAUCGACUGGUUACACAGUAAGGCAGAGGUCUGUAAAGUAAGUCACUACAGCCCGAAAGGACACAAAGACCUAGACUGUAAAAUGGUCAGUUUUAUCGAUGUGCCCAGUUUAAAUAUAAAGGAUAAAAGAGAAUACAGCCAACUUGAUUUGGGUAGUCUGGAGGAAAGAGAAGUUAUUGUAAUAAAAAAUAAUGACAGGACUAAUCCGAACAAUAUGGAAGGUGCAGUUUGCCUUUUCAAGCAAGGUUCUUCUGAACAACUCAAUGUUAUGAGCUGGAUAAGCAAUGAUCUUCAAAAAUAUGCAACUGGAUUUCAGUAUGGAUUGACACCAGCAAGUGGAACUUGUAAAAAUCAGGCUUAUAAUGUAUCAGCUGAUAGGCUGACUACCAGCCACAAAGGAAACUCAGAAGAUCCUUCUUAUGUCAAUAAACUUUGCUCCCUACUCGUUCAAAAAGCAUGCCAGGAGAUCAAGGGCAAAUUGGAACGUAGCAACAGUGAUGUACACACUCCCAUCAGUGGUGAAAGGAAGCCUGCAACUUCAGGGUCUGAUCGUGGUUCAGAUAAGCCCUGGUUUCUAGACUUGCAUGCAAAAGACAUUUUUGGAAUGGCUCUGGGAUUGAUGCAGCAGCACAUACUAGAAAAAACAAGGGAAGCUUCUUGUAAGAUAAAUGCCAGGACACCUACCUACACUCACAAAGAUCCAGCUAAUUAUGAUUGGGCUACAGGAAGCCAAAGUCCCAAGUGCAGUCCAGGAACCAGUGGGACACAAGAACAUCUUUUGAAUGAACCACCAAGGACAAGUGUAUCAGGUAUCCUUUUGUCAUUCAUUCAAAAAUUUUUGCGUGAUGCUGCUUCAAAUCUGGAUGAUGGUUCCAAUGAUGCAUGCCGGGCUUAUAAGCAGGCUCCACUUCAUAAAUCAGGCUCAGGAGGGAAAAGGCCUUAUUAA
Molecule: messenger RNA, 957 nt
Organism: Notechis scutatus (mainland tiger snake)
Lineage: Eukaryota; Metazoa; Chordata; Lepidosauria; Squamata; Elapidae
Source: RefSeq, a predicted model, not a curated record